AUGAACGAAGAUCAAGAAAAAGCUUAUGUUGCACUGUUAAACAACCAAAAUGUUUUUCUAACAGGAAAGGCUGGCACAGGAAAAUCAUUUACAAUCAAUAUCAUCUACGAACGUUUUAUAAAAUCAAAAAAAAACAUAUGUAUAACGGCAAGUACGGCUAUCGCUGCGCAAAUGUAUUCCGAUGCAAGCACUGUUCACUCGUUUGCUGGCCUCGGCUAUCGUCUAGAAUCCGUAGAAACCAUUUUGAAAAAUAUGACAGACGUCGUAAUAGAACGUUUAAAAAAUGUUCAAAUUUUGGUUAUAGACGAAAUAUCAAUGUUACCAGUACACGUGCUAAAAACAUUAAAUAUGAUUUUAAAAAACAUUAAAAAAUCACAUCGUCUAUUUGGAGGAUGCGUAUUGCUCGUUGCCGGAGAUUUUUACCAGCUGACGCCUGUUGGCGAAGAAACAUUGUUAUUCGAAGACCCUUUCUGGAACGAAUGCGAAUUUGUUAAUGUAGAACUUGUGAAAAACUUUAGACAAAACAAAGACCUCAUCUUUCAAACGCAUUUGAACAACGUGCGUGAGGGCAUCUUUUGCGAAUCCACUUUGGCUUUUUUUAGGAAAAGGCUAGAACCUGCCGAUAAACAUUUAGAUCCGAGUUACACAAGUUUUAAACACAUUCUUACUGCACAAUUAAAAAAAGAAAUAGAGAAAUAUCGAGUGCGAGGUAAAGGAGAAACUUUAUAUCGAAAUGAACAUGUUUAUGAAUGGUAUGAAGAUGAAUAUAAUUGGCGUAAAUAUGAAGAUGAUUAUUAUUCAGCUUGGUAUCGCAAAGAGUUACAAAAAAAACACUAA
This is a messenger RNA of Hydra vulgaris (swiftwater hydra), 837 nucleotides long. RefSeq names its product ATP-dependent DNA helicase pif1-like. Gene Ontology annotation, molecular function: DNA helicase activity. Lineage: Eukaryota; Metazoa; Cnidaria; Hydrozoa; Anthoathecata; Hydridae. Gene Ontology annotation, biological process: telomere maintenance; DNA repair. The record is from RefSeq and is a predicted model, not a curated record.